Symsagittifera roscoffensis is the source of this 3023-nucleotide messenger RNA. Its product is annotated as ATP-dependent DNA helicase Q5-like. The transcript is spliced from 14 exons. Gene Ontology annotation, cellular component: nucleus; chromosome; cytoplasm. The coding region runs from base 2 to 2932 and encodes 976 amino acids. The record is from RefSeq and is a predicted model, not a curated record. Gene Ontology annotation, biological process: double-strand break repair via homologous recombination. NCBI's taxonomy places the organism in Eukaryota, Metazoa, Xenacoelomorpha, Acoela, Convolutidae. Gene Ontology annotation, molecular function: 3'-5' DNA helicase activity; four-way junction helicase activity; ATP binding.
AAUGGUGCUUUCUGAUUCUGAAAUUACAUAUCUCUUGCAGCAGAGUUUCGGAUUCGACGAUUUCAGAAAUGACCUGCAACGCAACUGUGUCAAAUGUGUGCUCGAACGCAAGAAAGACUGCUUCGUCUCCAUGCCAACGGGUGCUGGAAAGUCACUCUGUUUCCAGCUUCCGGCUGUCAUCUUACAAGGAGUUACCCUCGUGAUCUCGCCUCUGAUCGCAUUAAUUGAUGAUCAAAUUGCCCAUCUGAAGGAGAAACAGAUUCGGGCUGCAACUCUGAACUCUAAGCAAAGUACAAAAUUGAGAAGUGAAGUUAUGAAAGAUAUUUUGGGUGAUAAACCGGCAACUAGGUUGCUGUAUGUGACACCAGAACAAUGUGCAACUGGAAAUUUUAAGAGAAUAGUGUCGGAUUUGAUGGACAAGAAGUGUCUGGUGUUGAUAGCAGUGGACGAAGCCCAUUGUGUGUCCCAAUGGGGCCAUGACUUCCGUCCCGACUACCUCAAAUUGGGCACUUUGCGGUCCAUGACAUCAAGUGUGCCCUGGAUCGCACUCACUGCCACCGCCACAAAACAGGUUGAAGAAGACAUUCUGUCCAGUCUCAGUUUACAUAAGCCAGUGCAAACUUUCAAGUCCAGUGUGUACAGACCAAAUCUGUUCUAUGAAGUGCAAUUCAGUGACCUCCUGCCUGGCAGUGGUUUUGACGACCUUGUGCAAUUCUCCCUCAAGUGUUUGGACAUCGACACAAAGUUGCCGAAAAGCCUCAGAAAACCCUCUGGUUCUGGUCUGAUCUUCUGUCGCUCCCGUGUGUCAUGUGACCAAGUUGCAGAAGAGCUAUCCAGGAGAGGUCUAGUAUCUAGAGCCUACCAUGCUGGCUUGGGUGGUCAGGAGAGGUCACGCACCCAGGAAGAGUGGCUUGCUGGAAAAUUUCCAGUUAUAGCUGCCACCAUCAGUUUUGGAAUGGGAGUUGAUAAACCAGAUGUCAGAUUUGUGGUGCACUGGACUAUUCCUGCCAGCAUGUCUGGCUAUUAUCAGGAAUCCGGCAGAGCAGGCAGAGACGGACAAACGAGCGUCUGUCGUCUGUAUGUGUCCAAGGCCGAAAAAGACACUUUGAUGUUCCUAACCAGACGGACAGUUUCUCAGUCUAAGAAAAAGUAUGACCAACAGAAAUGGGAAAUAAUGACUAAGUCCACGAUGGACAAACUGAAGACCAUGUUCGAGUACUUCGAAGAGCUCAAAUGUCGUCAUAAGAGCAUCUGUGAGAACUUCGGAGAGAUGGACUUCUUAGUCUGCAAGAGUCACUGCGACUACUGCAAAAGCAAACCCAAAGUGGAGUCUCAGCUGAAAAAGUACCUCCACAACUCCGAAGGGAGAUCGGGGUCCAUGGGGGUUCCUGGAAGUGCAAUGAACAGAGCUAGUACUUCAUGGGAGGAUGUGGACACUUCUGAUCUGUACGGUGGCGGAAGACAAGGCAUUAGCAGUGAAUGGGGAGGACACAGUGGCAGCUACAGUGGAGGUGAGGAGGAUGAUGACAGUGACGAAGACGGAGACAGUUUUUUCGAGAGAAGACGAACAAAAGGUGGUGAUGACGAAUCGAAGAGUAUCCUCAAUGGAGUCAUCGCAGAUGAGUUCAAACGUCGCAAAGCUGCAUCAGGCAAAACUGAUUACGCCAAAGCGAGCUCAGGCUUCACCAGUGCUAAAAAUAUUAUGAAGAGUAAUGGAAAAGCUGAAGUCGAAAGCGGUGGCACUACAAUUGAUGCAGCUUUUUCUACUUUGAUUAAUGCUUCUUCGUCCAAAAUAACUGGUCUCACAGUGCAGAUGCGAGAGAAAUUUCGAGCCAUGAUCAAAACUCAUUUGAAAACCAAUUUUGAAGCAUCGGGUAAUGAAAUUGAAACGAAAGCUUUGGAUAAUCUAGCCAACGAAGAAGAACAUUCAGUCCUGAAGGAAUGCACAAAAUUAAUAUCGUACAGAACUGCAGUCCUCAAAAAGAUCGGCGAAAUAAAAUCUGCCACCUCUGCGAAGCAAGUUUACAAGGUAUUGACUGUCAGUCAUGAUAGAAUGAGUGAAGACAAUGUAGUGCAUAGUUCUGAAAAUCUUUGUAAACCUACUGUUUCUACCAAUAUCGAGAAAGAAAGUGCAAUAAGUUCACAUAAAGAGGAAGAAUUCAUAAUAAAUACAUCAACAUGUCAAUCGAAUGAAAUGCAGGAAAUUCCACAACAAAAAACUGGCGAAACGAGCAUAAUAUUGACAUCUAAGCAGUGUUUGGAAACAAAAACAAAUGGUGAACUAAGUCUUGGCAGUUCUGUCCCAAAAAGUAGCAAAAAUGAACAGACGGCAGCGGGCCAAUCUGAUGAAACUUCUGGAGAUAUUAUCGAAGGAAAAUUAAAUGGAUCAAAAGUUGAUUUGACGACGUCUCCUAAGAGGUCAUCUAGAAAGCUCAGCGGAUGCAAUCAGAGUAAUAUUAAAUACUUCUUCAGUGGAGGAACCGCUGAAAAAAAGUCAUCAUCAUUUUUAUCCUCAAUAGACUCAGGAUCUGCAGCAGUCAGGGUGUGCAAGGAUUCUGCCAUAUGCGUCGAGGGUUCGAAAAAGCGCACUCGUCGCGAAGAUAUUGGACAUAAUGUAAAUGAAGCUUCCUCGCUCGUACAUACGCGCAGUAAAGUGGUGGCUUUGAGCGACCUAAAGGACAUCGCGAAUGGAGUGAGGAAAAUCCUGACUCCCUUCUACAGGAACAAGGAGAUUGCCAGCAAGGACGUCUUCAAGGAAGUUGCGAGACAUCUCACCCACUCGUGCAUUCGUUCAAUUUCACUUGAAAAAAACAUGCAAAGUGUACAGCUUGUGGUAGAUGAGUUCUUCAAGAAAAACAAAACGUGUGCCAGCUUGGAGAAUUUCUCCCAGUUUCACUGUGCUAUCAAAGCGUCAUCAUCUAAAAAGAAAUAAUUUCUACAGCAGCCAAAAUACUACUACUGACUAAAUUGUGAUUUGGCUGUAAAGUUUAUUUUUGAUAAAUAAUUUAAUUUGAGCAUCUUGA